This is a messenger RNA of Paramecium tetraurelia, 600 nucleotides long. RefSeq lists its product as uncharacterized. The record is from RefSeq and is a predicted model, not a curated record. Gene Ontology annotation, molecular function: histone binding. Gene Ontology annotation, biological process: DNA replication-dependent chromatin assembly. The transcript is spliced from 2 exons. Gene Ontology annotation, cellular component: nucleus. Lineage: Eukaryota; Ciliophora; Oligohymenophorea; Peniculida; Parameciidae.
AUGUCUUUAGUCAACAUAACCAACAUUGUUAUUGAUGAUAAGCCAUAGCCUUUCGAUAGUCCAAUCAAUAUUGACAUUUUCUUUGAUGUCAUAGUUGACAUUGAGGAUGAAAUCGAAUGGAUGCUUCUCUUCAUUGGCUCACCUAAAGAUGAGUAACAUGAUCAGAUACUUGAUUAGUUCUCAAUGGGACCUCUUUAAGCCGGAGCUAAACAUUUUACUUUAGAAUGCAAUCCUCCUGAUUGGCAAAAAAUUCCCCAAAACGAAUUACUGGGUAUCACAGCCUUCAUCCUCACGUGUUCCUACAGAGAAAAAGAAUUCUUUAGAGUUGGUUACUAUGUUUACACUACCUAUACCUCUCAAGAGAAUAUAGAGAACGAUCCCCCUAAAAUUAUUAUAGAAGAUAUUUCACGUUAAAUCUUCAAUAAUAAACCCCGUAUAACUCGAUUUGAAAUCGAUUGGAAAGGGAAUAAUUAAAAUUAAACUACGUCUGAACAAAUUGAUAAUAAAUAAUUUAUGUUCUAAGAACAACAAGAAAAAUAGUCAGCCGAUGUGACUGAGGUCGAAGAUCCAUAACUAAUUCAAAAUGUAUUCGACUCCUGA